Molecule: messenger RNA, 321 nt
Organism: Papaver somniferum (opium poppy)
Lineage: Eukaryota; Viridiplantae; Streptophyta; Magnoliopsida; Ranunculales; Papaveraceae
Exons: 1
Coding region: 1-321 (106 amino acids)
Source: RefSeq, a predicted model, not a curated record
AUGACGAAACGGACCAACUUGAGGCGUGAAAGGGAAAUACAGAGAAGAAUACAAGAAGCUGAAGAACGAGAAUUCCAAGAGGUUGUGCGUCAGAACAAUCAUGCCAAUCAAGUGAGAGGACGCGAACGUUAUCGCACGCUCCAUAACCAAAAUGAGGAAAUUGAUGGAGAACAGGGAGGAAUUAUACCACAAGGCAGAGAAAUUGCAAGAAUUCCACAGGAGCGCACAGAAGAAGAUGAAAGGUAUAAUGACGCCCGAAUGCAUGCAAGAGAUGAAAGAGAGAGGCGUAGAAGAAGGAGAGAUGAAGACGAAGAGCAAUAA